AUGGGUGACGCUGGCCAGGAAACCGUUUUCCCAUGCAGAGUCUGCGGCAAGGUCUACUCGAGGAAAUCGUCCAUGUACACCCAUCUUCGCCUCUGCGGGAAAGCGCCCGCGUUCACCUGCAUUCUUUGCGGCAGACAAUUCAAACUUCACAUUGGCACGCCAAGUAGAACAGUAUUAACAGCUUUAAAGAGGGAACCUGGCACCUUGCAGGAGGUGUGGAUUUGUCAUCGAUGCGACAAACGGUAUCUCAGCCACGGUUCCUUGAGGAAUCAUGUCCGGGUGGAAUGCGGCAAAGAACCGACAUUCGCGUGCCCGAUUUGCGGCCGGAAGUUCAAUGCCGAGGCUGAUGGUGAAAAACAUCGAGAAUCUGGGAUACAGGAGGAGGCCGAUGCUCUACAAGUGCCCGAGGUGCGGCAAGUGUUACCAGCUGGAGACGUCGUUGAAGAGGCACCAGAGGCUCGAGUGCGGCGUGGAGCCGAGGCAGAGCUGCCCGAUCUGCGGGAAGAAGUUCACCCACAGGUUCAAGAUGACCCAUCACCUGGCCUCCUGCAGAAGAAGACGGGAAUAGUGGACUUUCGCGGCGGCUCGGCGACGGGAAACCGAUCGAGGAAGCAUCGCAAGAAGCAUCAGCGGACGUCGCGACGAUCGCGGGGACGAUCGAUUAUCGGUACUGACGAUCGAUACUCGGCGCGCGAUUAUCGCACACGGCUGGAACGCACACGUGAUACAUUUUGGCUUCUGGCGACCAUGCUGCUCUCGCAAGACAUUCACCAGCCGCGGGGCAACAGCGACGCCCUCUGGAACCAGCUGUGCUACGCCGACGCGCCUUACAAGCUGAACCGCACCCAAAGGGUGAAGGAGCAGAAGGACGGCGACACGAAGUACCCGUGCAACAGGUGCGGGAAAACGUACAAGGCGACCACGUCGUUGAGCCGGCACAAGCGGCUCGAGUGCGGCGUCGUGCCGUGCGAGGUCUGCCCGAUCUGCGAUCGGAGGUUCAAGCACAGAUUCGUCUUAAACUCGCACAUCGUCGGAUGCCAAAAGAAGCUGCGGCAUAUCAUGGAUAAGUGCCGCGACUCGCCCGUUUUCGACGAGCCGGAGUAGAGAUAGAGUCCUCGGGAUCAUCUUCCUUCUCGCGGCUCUGUUGCGUCGACUGAUCGCGAUUCGCGUCCACGCCAGCGACGGCGCUGUUGCCGCGAGUUUCAUAGAAUGUCGCGUGGACUCCGCCGGUGACGUCACCGGUCUCCGGAUCGGCGGAGUGGGGAUAGAGGGGCAGUCGCGCGACGCGUCCAAUCGCGGACGCGAGAGCGUGCUUGCUGUCCCCUACUCCAGCGGUACUGCAAGUCCAUGACGUCACGGACCGAGUCACGUGAUGUUUUUGGGAGCCGAUGGCAACGGUGCUGUUGAUACGGAUUCGAGACUGCAGAAUGAGUCGCUACAGAUGCGUCAGUUUUUGCCUAAUUCGCGGUCAGAUUGUGCGUACAAAGAAUUCGGGGAGAGGGGAUGCGAUUGUUCGAUGCCUUGCGGCUCGUUUUUAUGGUUGUCGACAAUUCUAAAAAUCGUGGAUUAUAUAGUAAUCGAUGUUUUAUUAUUAAUAUUAUUGAUAUUAAUGUA
This is a messenger RNA of Megalopta genalis, 1614 nucleotides long. The record is from RefSeq and is a predicted model, not a curated record. Lineage: Eukaryota; Metazoa; Arthropoda; Insecta; Hymenoptera; Halictidae.